AUGAAACCUUGGGCUUGUCGGAGGUGCAGGCAACUCGUCGAUUUUACAAGUCUUCCUGCCGAAAAGUUCGAGGGCAGCCCGUUCAGGGUCUGCAUCGUGGGCGCCGGGAUUGGCGGCGCCUCGGCCGCGUAUUUUCUCCGUAAUGUCUCCCGCGCGCUUGAAUCAACCGCUCAGCCUUCCCUUCCGGAACUCGACAUUCACGUGUUUGAGCGCGCGGGGAGGGUGGGCGGGCGGGCGCUGCUGUUGAAGGUGCCGUUGGGGGAAAAUUCAAAGGGAGAGCAGGCGGAGGGCGAUGUGGUGGAGGUGGAAGCUGGUGCGAGCAUUAUCCACGGGAAGAACCUGCACCUGGAGUGGAGGCUGGGCGACGGGGCGGUGAUGCGGUGGGUGGCGGACCUGGUGAACGGCGCGCGCAUGGCGGUGCGCUACUCGCUGGCGGGGCUGAUAGGCAUGCGCGCGUUCGUGGCGGACAUGCUGGCGCGGUGGAUGCGGCUGUACGAUGAAGAAAAGGAGGGCGGAGAGGCGUUUGAGAGGCCGGAGGAGCUGCUGCGGUCGCUGGGGCUGCUGGAGCUGACUACGGUGACGCUGAGCGAUGCUCUGCUGGAGAAGGGGCUGCCUGCCGUGCUCGUUACCGAGCUUGUCACGAUGAUCACUCGAGUGCAGUACGGGCAGAACGCAACAAUUUCAGGGCUGCCCGGAGCAGUGGGGCUGUGCGGGACGGGCAGCGAGCUGUGGAAAGUGCGAGGAGGCAACUGGCAGCUGGCUGAGGGCGCAAUCCGCCUGGCAAACGCAUCGCUGCACCUGCACUCGCGCGUUGCCCGCAUUACACAGCGCACGGAGGGCGCAGCGGGUGGUGGUUAUGUGCUUCACAUGCAGCCAAAGGACGGGAAGCAGGGCAAGGCGGCUGGAGGGGAGCAUAGAGGUGAAGGACGAGGUGAUGGUGCUGGCGGUAGUGGUGCUUCUGAUGGUGCUGAUGGUGCCGAUGGUGGUGGUGGUGGUGGAGAUGAGGGGGUGUAUUGUGAUUCUGUGAUCGUCGCAACCCCAAUGGAGCAGAGCGGCAUUGCCAUUCACCCUGUGCCGACUGUCCUGCCUCUGCGCACAUACCAGCACACGCACGUGACCUUUGUGCGUGCAACACUCAACCACACCUACUUCGGAGCAGCAGACCAACCGUCCCUGCCAGGGCUGAUAGGGACGUUGGAGAAUGAAGGCAUUCCCUUCAGCAGCAUCAGCCGAGUGGCCCCCGGGGCACCAGAUGGCAGCAGUGUGUUCAAGGUGUUCUCACGGCAACGCCUAUCCGACACCACCCUCGACAUGCUUUUCAGGAACCGCUCGUUCACGAGGAGCAUUGACUGGCCUGCAUACCCGCACUACGUGCCGCCCGAUGCCUUUGCGCCCUUCCUCCUGGACGACCACCAUCUGUACUACACCAGCACGUUCGAGAGUGCCGCCAGCGCCCUCGAAACUGCCGCCGUGGCGGCGAAAAACGUCGCUCAGCUGCUGCUGACCCGGCUCCAGAAGAAGCAGCAGGAUUUCCCGGUCGGAAGGGGUGGUAGUGGCGAUGCGGAGUCUAUGGGCCUGGCUUCACCUGUGGAAGGUGCUCAAGGGAUGAACGACGAGCUUUAA
Messenger RNA from Closterium sp. Yama58-4, 1623 nucleotides. The record is from the annotation of a GenBank genome assembly. Lineage: Eukaryota; Viridiplantae; Streptophyta; Zygnematophyceae; Desmidiales; Closteriaceae.